Molecule: messenger RNA, 1130 nt
Organism: Frankliniella occidentalis (western flower thrips)
Lineage: Eukaryota; Metazoa; Arthropoda; Insecta; Thysanoptera; Thripidae
Exons: 4
Coding region: 88-966 (292 amino acids)
Source: RefSeq, a predicted model, not a curated record
GAUAGUCCUCAUCCGAGGCGAGGAGCCACCAACAGCCGUCUUAUAAGAGCGGGGAACCUUCGGGUCAGUAGCCGCACUAGCAUCAUCAUGGUUCGCCUCGUGUUUGUCGUGGCGCUAAGCGUCGUCGUCCUCUCCGGUUGCGCGUUCGCUGGCUUCGAAGGUCAUGUCCAGAACAAAUUCAUAGUGACGUUCAAUAUUGUGCCCGACAUUUUCGGCCUGUUUGCCUACUACACAAUGCCCCGCACUGUAAAGGAAGCCAAACAUGAUGGCUUUGCCCACGCUGCCGAGCGCGGCGACAAAACCACAAUUUGGUGCCGCAAGGGAGACCACCGCGUCUGCGUACUAUUCGACGAGCAGGGCAGCGUGGCUGGGAUCCAGCUCUCAGUCGAGGCCAAAGAGAUCGACAAUUCCGGUGCCCCGCUCGACAUCGCCAGCAUUCCCGAAUGGCGCAAAGACACGCUCCUCGGCUUGGACGUGUAUGCCAACACGGCCUUCUUUGUGUCGAAGGCGAUCCUUGAUGCCGGUGGCCGGGCCAUCAGCUCGGACACACUGACCGCCCCCGAGGGUAUCUACAUUCUCCAGACAGACGCCGAAGGCGUUGAGACCGGCCGUCUUCACGUGAGCAACGACCAGAGCGACGCUGAGUCCGCCGGCUUCGUCGAGCAGAACUGCUUUUACGGCAUGGGCAAGCACUACUUCCAGGACUUGACGAAGGAGACCGUGUGCCAGAAGCACCGCCCCUACUUCAUCCUGUACGGGCCAAAGACCAAGAAGAUGAACGGCUUCGGCUUUGCCGAGUUCGGGAAGCCUACCCAAGGGCGUGGUUGGUUUGAAGCUCCUCCUUCAUCCGUAGCGAAGGCCAUCGCCCCCAACUCUCCCGAGUGUCUGACCCAGUGGACCGAUCAGUACGGCCUGUUUACUUUCCACGUCUACUUCGUCGCCCGCCCUUACUUCACAACCUGCUAGUCAAUAAAGAACGGACGAAAUUUUUGUCGUUCGGACUCUUAUUAAAUGAGUAACCACUAAGAAUGUUAAACACAUUUUUCAAAACUAUAAUAAUCUUGCAACCUUUUGUGUUUUUAGAUGAUACAUUGUAACAACUGAAAUUAAUAAUACCCUACUUAACUAUG